UUGUAUUAAAUACAGGCGCAAUACAAAUUCUGACAUACUUAUAUAUGAAUAUUUAUUUAUAUUAUUUGGAAAUUGACACAUUUUGUCCGACACAUUUAUGAAUUUAAAUAGAAACUAGUUGAAUAUAUAUGAGUGAAAUGAUUAGCGAUUAGCUGCAUCACAUUUGAUGUCAAUAAUUUUACAAAAUGUGGAACAGAAUGCUCACGAGAUUUUUUAGUACAAUUAUUAAAACUCAGAGAGUACAAAGAAAGAUCUAUAAGGAUUGGACACUAAGUGCAACUGCUAUUUUUAAAACAAGCAUGUGCACUGACACUUUUGAUAUGAACCUUCUCUCUCCAGAAGAUAAAAAGAAAAUACUCCAAAUAAUAAAUAACAAAACCACAGAGGAUUUACUACAGUAUUCUAUUACUAAAAAGCGUGCACAGACAUUAGAAUCAUAUCGUGAAAAUAAUGGACCAUUUGAAUCAUUGGAUGAUUUAUUACAAGUACAGAAUAUGAAUAAUAGAUGGAUAUAUAAUUUUUACAAAUCAAUUAUAUAUGGCAAGAAAAGGAAAAAGCCUAAGAAGAUUAUGUCAGGCCUAGUUAUAACUCCACGAAGUACUGAAAAUAAUCAUAAAAAUAUCAACACAGUAUUGGGCAUAUACAUAGGACAUGACAUCAUAAGUUGGUCAUUAUUAAACCGCAAUUGUGAAGUAUUACAGUGGAGCUAUAAAUCUUUUCCACAGAAAGGAAAAAAAGAAGAUAUUCUUUCUUUACUUCAAACAACUCUACCAAUUGCUAAAGAAUUACCGAAGGCCGAUCGGUAUAUAAUGCAAGAGACCGGUGGUGAUACGGGCCAUAUAAAAAAUACUAAGUUUUAUCAAAAUUUUAUACAACGGUAUAUAAUAGGCGCUAUCAUUUUGUCUCACCUGACGAUUGAUAGUAAAUUUAAUGACACCACAGAGUUUGUGGCAAACAACAUCUGUAUACUUCGACAGUGUGUAUUACGGAAAAUCUACGAACUUGUAGUAGACAACGAGACGAUUUCCACACAAUACAUGGUGCAAAAGUUACUGCAGGAAAGCGACGAAUUGAUAAAAACAAAGGAACCAAAAGUAUUAAUAGGAACAGAAUUAAGAAACAUGUAUAACACACAAAGUUCUAUUUGUCAAGAACAGAUUGGUUGGUCAUUGUUGAUAGCGUUAGCUUUUGUAGAAUUAGUUUUACAUAAAAGAACUGAUAUGGUCCUUCGUGAAGCUUCUAAAAAAUUAUAAAACGUCAUGUUAUUGUUAUUAAUUUAAUAA
This is a messenger RNA of Trachymyrmex cornetzi, 1283 nucleotides long. Its product is annotated as transcription elongation factor, mitochondrial. The transcript has 6 exons. Gene Ontology annotation, biological process: transcription elongation by mitochondrial RNA polymerase; mitochondrial transcription. Bases 186 to 1253 code for a protein of 355 amino acids. Gene Ontology annotation, molecular function: DNA polymerase processivity factor activity. The record is from RefSeq and is a predicted model, not a curated record. NCBI's taxonomy places the organism in Eukaryota, Metazoa, Arthropoda, Insecta, Hymenoptera, Formicidae. Gene Ontology annotation, cellular component: mitochondrial nucleoid.